UUAUUACACGAAAAACCAUUUAUUUCUGCAAUUGGACGUAUUUUGGAUAGAGAAGAAAAUUUAAUUAAUCAACAACAAUUAAAUAAGAAAAUUCCAAGUCAACCAAUACCCUCACAAAUUUCUUCAGAAAAAUCAAAACUUUAUGAACAAAUUGGACGUUUUCAACAAAUUAGAUUUGAUGAGGUAUGUGCUUUGGCUUUGCGAACUCCAACAGACAAAGAAAUUGAUUUUCUUAAGGUUUGUUUUUAAAAAUAUUUUUAAUUAA
This is a messenger RNA of Meloidogyne enterolobii, 265 nucleotides long. The record is from the annotation of a GenBank genome assembly. Lineage: Eukaryota; Metazoa; Nematoda; Chromadorea; Rhabditida; Meloidogynidae.